Messenger RNA from Triticum aestivum (bread wheat), 1308 nucleotides. RefSeq lists its product as uncharacterized. The transcript has a single exon. Lineage: Eukaryota; Viridiplantae; Streptophyta; Magnoliopsida; Poales; Poaceae. Bases 1 to 1308 code for a protein of 435 amino acids. Gene Ontology annotation, molecular function: protein binding. The record is from RefSeq and is a predicted model, not a curated record.
AUGGCGGCGUCCGCUCCUCCGAACUGGUCCAGCCUCCUGCCGGAUCUACUGGGCCAGGUGAUCGCCCGCCUCCCGCACAUCGCCGACCGCGCCCGCUUCCGCGCCGUCUGCCGCUCGUGGCAUUCGGCCGUGCGCCUGCACGUCUCCCCUCAGCGGCGCCUCCCGUCGGUCGUCCUUCUCGACGGCACCUUCCUGACGCUCUCAGACGGCGGCAUCCACCGCGCGCCCUUCGGCAAGAACACCGAGUGCGUUGGCUCAACCGGCGACUGGAUCGCCCUCGACUGUAAGGACGAGGCCACGCAGACGCACACAUAUAGGCUGCACAACCACUUUUCCGGCGCAACCGUCCCGCUCCCAGAGCUGGACUCCAUCAUCGGCUAUGUUCCGCAGGAUUUCCAGAUCCGCAAGGUGGUCAUGCGGUCGACACCCCAAGACCUUGUCGCCGUCACGUGUAAUACAUGGAAGUACCCUCUGAUUCUAUGCCGACCCGGGAAAGGAGUCUGGGUACCGAGGCUAUUAGCCAUGCCAUACUUCCGUAUCUGUGACAUUCUAUUUUCAGGAGACAAGCUCUAUGUGAUCACUAAGGCCGAGGACCUUUUUGCCCUUCACCUUGCUGAGGACGACGAUGGCAAGCCCACUGUUAAGAAUGUCAAACGAAUCAUCAGGCAUGCCCCAGGCCACGAGGACGAUAUGUAUGACGUCGGCAUGUGGAAGAGGUUGACCGACAUCGAUUCGUCAAGUGACGAGGACUCUGAGGAAGACUCGGAUGAUGAGGCAUUGUGUGAAGAGGACAAUAACGAAGUGUUAAGUCAAGAAGAUGCUCACAAUGAACUGGUCGGUGAUGAUAGUGACACUGACGAUGACAGAAAACACUUAGCUUUCAUGGAAGAGGAUACUUUUUCUGAAUGUGAAGACGGUGUGAGAGAAGGGUGGGACGCCGUCCACACCAGCCGGCACCUUGUCAGGAUACAAGGUAAACUACUCAUGAUUAAGCGAGAACGACUAAUUGCAGCCUUGACUCCAACUCACCACACUCGCAAGGUCGAAGUGUUUGAGGCGGACAUGGAUGCAUGUGCAUGGAUACCCACGAGCAGUAGGUUGGGUGACGGCCAGGCAAUAUUCAUCAGCUAUCGCUUCACCAACAUAGUUCCUGCUUGCGGAGAAGUGGAAGAGGAUGUCAUUUAUUUUCCCGACACUAAUGACGUAUUUAACAUCAAGUCCAAGACAAUUAGACUGUUAAUGCACAUGAACCCGUUACAUGACCGGUGGAGGGCGACGUGGGUUUUCCCACCUAACCUAGUUGUCUAA